Peromyscus eremicus (cactus mouse) is the source of this 4941-nucleotide messenger RNA. Its product is annotated as zinc finger protein 420-like. Gene Ontology annotation, molecular function: RNA polymerase II cis-regulatory region sequence-specific DNA binding; DNA-binding transcription factor activity, RNA polymerase II-specific. Gene Ontology annotation, biological process: regulation of transcription by RNA polymerase II. The record is from RefSeq and is a predicted model, not a curated record. NCBI's taxonomy places the organism in Eukaryota, Metazoa, Chordata, Mammalia, Rodentia, Cricetidae.
AUGCUCCUGGGCCAAGGCAGGAACCAGAACGAAGCCGAACAGAGGAGGGGGCAGGAAUUUCAGGAGAUUCGAGUUCAGACCCGAAUCAGGGAAAUCGAGCCAAUCGGGAGAAUUGGGCUUCGAAGGGGGAUUGCUGAAUCACGUAACCGGAAGCAGCGAUGUAUUGGGCGGGGCCAAGCGGAGCCGCUUCAGGGAACCAGGCUGAAGGGACAGGAAAUUCCACCAUUCCGUGUUGGACUCGGGGAAUGGCGCGUUACGGGACUGGGUGAGGAAGACCCGGCCGGGUAUUCGGAACCUGAAACCUCCCCGGAGCCGCAGUCUCCGCGGGGCGGCCUGGGAAAGUCACCAGUCAGCAGCGCAGUGGCGGGAACCGCAGCCCGGCGGCCCUGGAACCUCCCAGUCGCUGCCCAGGGUCGGGACCCGAAACCUCCCCGGAGCCGCAGUCUCCGCGCGGGGCGGCCUGGGAAAGUCACCAGUCAGCAGCGCAGUGGCGGGAACCGCAGCCCGGCGGCCCUGGAACCUCCCAGGUCAGAGGAGCUGCGGGGCUGGGACACGGGAGGGGAGGGACCGGGGCGUGCUCGCCGAGGCUGCUCAGGACACUGUCAGCUCCCACCGCCGGUGAUGGAGUCGGUGGCAGUGGAAGUGGGUUUGUUGACAUUCAGUGCUGUGACUGUGUACUUCUUGUGGGAGGAAUGGGAAUGCUUCGACCUUGCUGAUGGGGCUUUUUGCAGAGAUCUGUUGGAGAAUUACAGCAGUCUGGAUUCUGAGGGUCUCACAUUGCUCGGUCUGUCCUGCCCCCCCAUGAAGCAGAACAAAGAGCCACAGAUGAUGAAGAAAGGGGAGAUGUUAGCAAAGGAUCUAGCAAGAAUUCCAGAUUUUGGUCAAGAAAUAGAAACUCAGAGAAGAACAACAAGAACAAUGAAUGCUUCUCUGGGAAAUACUCCCAAGUGUCUGUUAACAUUCAGGGAUGUGGCUGUGGAUCUCUCCAAGGAGGAAUGGGAAUGUCUAGAUUGUGCUCAGAGGGCAUUGUACAUGGAUGUAAUGUUGGAGAAUUACAACAAUCUAGUCUUUGUAGGUCAAAAUCAAAGAGUCCAGAAAGAACACAAAAAUACAGAGCUUGAUAAAUCUUUUGACUGUCAACAUAAACUCACACUGAAAGGAACCAAUAGUGGAAAGAAAGCAUACCAAAGCAGGAAAGGUAGAAACUGUUUCAAGACAGACUCAAGCCUUAAGAGACAUCACAGAACUCAUACUAGACAGAAACCCUAUAAAUGUGCAAAAUGUAGUAAAUCCUUUACACGUUUGUCACAACUCAAACUACAUUGCAAAUUCCAUUGUGGAGAAAAAUCUUACACAUGUACAGACUGUUCUAAGUUCUUUUACCAGACUUCAGAAUUUAAAAGACAUUUGCAUCAGAAAAUUUGUGCAUCUGGUGAAUAUGAUAAAUUCUUUACCCAGAAAAUGAAUCUUAGAACUCAUCAGAGAAAUCAUACCGGACAGAAACCUUAUAAAUGUAUUGAAUGUGAUAAAUCCUUUACCACUGCCUUGCAUCUUAGAACUCAUCAGAGAAUGCAUACAAGAGAGAAACCUCACAAAUGCAAUGAAUGUGAUAAGUCCUUUACUCGGAAAGACCGUCUUAGAAGACAUCAGAAAAUUCAUACAGGAGAAAAACCUUAUAAAUGCAAUGAAUGUGACAAAUCCUUUACCCUGAAAAGCAAUCUUAGAACUCAUCAGAGAAUUCAUUCAGAAGAGAAACCUUACAGAUGCAGUGAAUGUGAUGAAUCCUUUACUCGUAAAGACCAUCUUAGAACUCAUCAGAGAAUGCAUACAGGAGAGAAACCUUACAAAUGCAGUGAAUGUGAUAAAUCCUUUAUCAGUUGCACAGAACAUAGAAUACAUCAGAGAAUGCAUACAGGAGUGAAACUUUACAAAUGUAAUGAAUGCGAUAAAUCCUUUACCCAUAGAGGUCAUUUUAAUACUCAUCAGAGAAUUCAUACAGGAGAGAGACCUUACAAAUGUAUUGAAUGUGACAAAACUUUCAUCCGGAGAAUCCAUCUUACAUAUCAUCAGAGAAUUCAUACAGGAGAGAAACCAUACAAAUGCAAUGAAUGUGGUAAAUCUUUUAACGAGAGAGGCAGUCUUAAUAUUCAUCAGAGAAUGCAUACAGGAGCGAAACCUUACAAAUGUGUUGAAUGUGACAAGUCCUUUACCACUUCCUCACAUCUUAGAACUCAUCAGAGAAUUCAUACAGGAGAGAAGCCCUACAAAUGCAGUCAAUGUGACAAAUCCUUUACAAGUGGCACAGACCACAAAAGACAUGAGAGAAUUCAUACGGGACAAAAACCUUACAAAUGCAGUGAAUGUGAUAAAUCCUUUACACAUAGAAGCAGUCUUAGUAUACAUCAGAGAAUGCAUACAGGAGAGAAACCUUACAAAUGCAGUGAAUGUGAUAAAUCCUUUAUCAGUUGCACAGAACAUAGAAUACAUCAGAGAAUGCAUACAGGAGUGAAACUUUACAAAUGUAAUGAAUGCGAUAAAUCCUUUACCCAUAGAGGUAAUUUUAAUACUCAUCAGAAAAUUCAUACAGGAGAGAGACCUUACAAAUGUAUUGAAUGUGACAAAACUUUCAUCCGGAGAAUCCAUCUUACAUAUCAUCAGAGAAUUCAUACAGGAGAGAAACCAUACAAAUGCAAUGAAUGUGGUAAAUCUUUUAACGAGAGAGGCAGUCUUAAUAUUCAUCAGAGAAUGCAUACAGGAGCGAAACCUUACAAAUGUGUUGAAUGUGACAAGUCCUUUACCACUUCCUCACAUCUUAGAACUCAUCAGAGAAUUCAUACAGGAGAGAAGCCCUACAAAUGCAGUCAAUGUGACAAAUCCUUUACAAGUGGCACAGACCACAAAAGACAUGAGAGAAUUCAUACGGGACAAAAACCUUACAAAUGCAGUGAAUGUGAUAAAUCCUUUACACAUAGAAGCAGUCUUAGUAUACAUCAGAGAAUGCAUACAGGAGAGAAACCUUACAAAUGCAGUGAAUGUGACAAAUCCUUUAUCAAAAUAUUCAGUCUUACUACUCAUCAGAAAAUUCAUAGAGGAGACAAACCUUACAAAUGUAGUGAAUGUGACAAAUCCUUUACUCGGAAAGACCAUCUUAGAACUCAUCAGAGAAUGCAUACUGGAGAGAAACCUUACAAAUGCAGGGAAUGUGAUAAAUCCUUUACCCUGAAAAGCUAUUUUAGAAUUCAUCAGAGAAUUCAUACAGGAGAGAAACCUUACAAAUGCAGUGAAUGUGACAAAUCCUUUAUCAGGACAUUCAGUCUUAGUAUUCAUCAGAAAAUUCAUAGAGGAGACAAACCUUACAAAUGUAGUGAAUGUGACAAAUCCUUUGCUCGGAAAGACCAUCUUAGAACUCAUCAGAGAAUGCAUACAGGAGAGAAACCUUACAAAUGCAGGGAAUGUGAUAAAUCCUUUACCCACAUAGGCAGUUUCCAUACUCAUCAGAGAAUUCAUACAGGAGAGAAACCUUACAAGUGUAUUGAAUGUGAAAAAUCCUUUACAACUGCCUCACAUCUUAGAACUCAUCAGAGAAUUCAUACAGGAGAGAAACCUUACAAAUGCAGUGAAUGUGAGAAAUCCUUUGUCAGUUGCACAGAAUGCAGAAGACAUCAGAGAAUUCAUACCGGAAGAAACCUUACAAAUGCAAUGAAUGUGAUAAGUCCUUUACCACUGCCUCACAUCUUAGACAUCAUCAGAGAAUUCAUGCAGGAAGGAAACCUUAGAAAGGCAGUGAAGGUGACAAAUCCUUUAUGAAAACUACUGUAGAAUUCAUCUUAAAAGUUCAUGCAGAAGAUAAACCUUACAAUGCAGCAAAUGUGACAAAUCCUUAUCUAUAAAGGCAAACUUAGAACUCAUCAGAUAAUUCAUACAGGAGAGAAAUUUUCCAAAUGCCAUGAAUGUGAGUUCACCUCAAAAGCUAUCUUAGAACUUAUUAGAGAAAUCAUAUAGGAGAGAAACCUUAAAAUGCACUGAAUGUGACAAAUCCUUUAGCAAGAAAGGCCAUUUGAGACCUCAGUAGAUAAUCUAUACAAGAGAGAAACCUUAGCCAAUGUCGUGAAUGUGACAGAGCCUUCAUCAGUUGCUCAGACCAUAGAAAACAUCAGCAAAUCCAUACAGUAGAGAAACCCUACAUAUGAAUUGGAUGUGAAAAAUCUUUUACAUGUGUCCCCAUCUCUUAGAAAUUAGAAUGUUCAUACACAAGAGAAACCUUACCAAUGUAUUAAAUGCAAGAAAUCUGCCACAAAAUCAUCCUGGGAAUACACCAAAGUGUUUAUACAGGUGAGAAAGUUUACCAUGACUAUGUGAGAAAAAACCUUUACUGUCUCUCAAGUCUGUCAACAUAAAAUUAUGAAAGCUUUCAGUAACAUUCAAAUCUUAGAAUAUAUCCAGAAUUUAUACUGAGAGAAAUUCUAAAGAUGUUAAAGUGUAGGAAUAUUUUCAUUAGAACUUUUUAUACCUAUGCAACCUUAAAUGUUUCAAUAAUGAAGAUACAACACAGAAACCUGGAGAAUGUGCUGUUAAGUAACCGUUUCCUGGUGACUGCAGGCAUGUGUGUUGUAUAGGAACUGAGUCAGAAAACCUCAAAAGGUUUUCAAGCGAUCCCUGAAACUGACAGAUUUCAGUAUGCUUAAAUCAAAUGAAGAAAUUCAGAUCCUAGUCCUUGAAAAGGUUUUGACAAAAUGAUCCACCAAGAUAGGAUGCUUUUUAUCUAGUUGAUAUGCCUACAGGUGUGCAGUGUGCUCCCAUUGUUAUAUAUGUAUAUGCUGUAUCCCAUGCUGGUUUGGAGCUUCAUGAUAAAAACUGUCUUUGAGUCCCCUCUGCUCCAGUAAGCAACUACUUGACCCUAUUUCUCAAACUAACCCUAAUAAAGCUCUUGGGUUUAACAGG